AUGUCCAUUUUUGUGCGAUUUUUGGAUAUUGAGUGCAUAAUUCACCAAGCAGCUCAUUGUGGAAAACUUAGUGUGACUCUGAAAGAAAUAAUGGACAGCACAGAGUUCAAAGAGUUUCUUCCUGAGUGUGAUUCAGUGCAUUUUGACUUACUGCAGUACAACAAUGUUCACUGGAUAAGUAAAGGUCAAGUUACUGAACGUUUUUGGCAAAUAAAAGAAGAAAUAAUGUCCUUAGAAAAAACACUAGCUGUGGAUUUCUUGAAAUGCGUUCUGAAACAUUUAAAUGCUCUCAGUACUGAGCUGCAAGGAAAUGGGAGAUUAAUAUGUGAUCUGAUAAAAGUGUCUCUUCUUUCCGUUGCAAGCUCGAUAUCUUUGAAAAAGUCAUUACAAGUCAAGAAUUUUUUCACUUGCCAACAAUUUUUGAAUAGAAAUUCACGUUUUGAAGUUUCUCCAGCAGCAGAAUGGAUGGAUGUGGCUAUGAAGUUGGUCUGCCUUUUAAAGCUUGUACUCCAAAUGGAGAUAAUAGACUUGCAGGAAGACAUUUCCUUGCAAAUGUAUAAAACUGCAUCUGCUGAAAUUUUUGGAAUAAACAUGUCCCAGAAAAACAUGAAAAUUGCAAAAAAAAAAAAAAAAGAAAAAAUAGUCAUAUACUGGGCUACUAUGUUUGGCUCCACAUAUAUAUGUGAAAUUUCAUUUUUGAAAAUGAAUUUUUUGAAGAGCAAGUAUUGCUCAAGAUUAGCGGCCCCCAACCUUGAAGAUACUAUUCGCAUAUGCUGCUCCCCAUGUGGACCUAACGUUAAGAAACUGACUCAAGACAGCAAAUAUGAAGGGCACAGCAAUAUGAAGGGCACAGCUAUACAGCAGGUUGUUUCAAAUAUGGCAUCUAUUACUUGA
Molecule: messenger RNA, 894 nt
Organism: Schistocerca piceifrons (Central American locust)
Lineage: Eukaryota; Metazoa; Arthropoda; Insecta; Orthoptera; Acrididae
Exons: 6
Coding region: 1-894 (297 amino acids)
Source: RefSeq, a predicted model, not a curated record